AUGACAAGACAAAUUGACAAAUGUUCACUAAUAAUUUGUAAGAGUCAUUUUGAACUUGAAGGUUGGUGUGUUGACGUCGUGGUAGAUCAUUUAUUUUGCUCUUCAGCACAUACCGCAAAUUAUUAUACAAUUGAAAGGCUUCAAGGCAGUGGAAAGAACCAGUGGGAACAACAAAUAAAUAAAUUUGCACCAUCCAUUCGAUGA
Molecule: messenger RNA, 204 nt
Organism: Clunio marinus
Lineage: Eukaryota; Metazoa; Arthropoda; Insecta; Diptera; Chironomidae
Source: the annotation of a GenBank genome assembly